This is a messenger RNA of Epithele typhae, 288 nucleotides long. Its product is annotated as U6 snRNA-associated Sm-like protein LSm7. Gene Ontology annotation, biological process: mRNA splicing, via spliceosome; nuclear-transcribed mRNA catabolic process. The coding region runs from base 1 to 288 and encodes 95 amino acids. Lineage: Eukaryota; Fungi; Basidiomycota; Agaricomycetes; Polyporales; Epitheliaceae. Gene Ontology annotation, molecular function: RNA binding. The record is from RefSeq and is a predicted model, not a curated record. The transcript is spliced from 3 exons. Gene Ontology annotation, cellular component: U12-type spliceosomal complex; U6 snRNP; Lsm1-7-Pat1 complex.
AUGGACAAGCCCAAGCGUGAGGCCAUCCUCGAUCUCGCAAAAUACACAAACGAGCGGAUCCGUGUCAAAUUCACUGGCGGUCGAGAAGUCGUUGGCGUGCUCAAGGGUUACGACCAGCUCCUUAACCUUGUGCUUGAUGAAGUAACCGAAAUCAUGCACGACGUGCCGGAGGGCGAGCCCACGUCGCGCACGCUCGGCCUCGUUGUCCUCCGCGGCCCCACGAUCACCCUCCUCAGCCCCGUCGACGGCUACGAGGAGAUCGCGAACCCGUUCAUGGCCCAAGAAUGA